Hermetia illucens (black soldier fly) is the source of this 874-nucleotide messenger RNA. It is a transcript of the gene Ocho, whose product is annotated as enhancer of split malpha protein. The transcript has a single exon. The record is from RefSeq and is a predicted model, not a curated record. Gene Ontology annotation, biological process: Notch signaling pathway; sensory organ development. The coding region runs from base 63 to 509 and encodes 148 amino acids. NCBI's taxonomy places the organism in Eukaryota, Metazoa, Arthropoda, Insecta, Diptera, Stratiomyidae.
UAGAGUUUUGAAAAUCAACAAGUGUGCGCUGGAAGAGCGAAAGUAGUUCAAAUACGUUAAAAAUGUCGCAAGUUGUACCGCAGUGUUGUUCGACGAAAAUGUAUUCGAAAGUGUCCAAGUCACGGAAAUUUAAAAAUAUCCUGAAACCUGUCCUGCGGCGAUUAUUCAAACUGAGUCAUCGCAAACCUGUAAAAUCACCUGAAUCGCGAAUUGCGAAAAUCGAGGAGGAGUACGAUAUGGAGUGGAUGUCUGAGACCUCGGACAACGACGCCAACGAGGACUUGGAGCAACGCUUGAUCGAAGAUAUCCAGAAUUCUCCGACUGAUGCUGCGAUAUUUAUCUUUAACGAAGAUGGAUCCACGAAGUUGCAACAAAUCGAUCGGCAGAAGUUUUAUAUUCCUGUACAUUUUGCAAGAACCAAUGCUGGAACUUUCUUCUGGACGUCGGCGCAGAAAAGUGAACCCAUGAAGAUCGAGUGGACAUUCCUGGAUCGAUGGGCACAGGCAUAAGAUUUAUCAGGUUGUUUUCGUUCAUGAAAAUGAUUCAUUGAGUAUAGUUUUUCCUGUGAUAUUUCGUCGGCUGUUAGACAAUUAUUUUGCACCAGAAGUUCAACAAGUACUUAAGGAUCAAUCCAUGGAAUUUGACAAACCGCGCAAACCAUUUUUGGAGUUGAUCAUGUUGAAGAGUUCGAAGGGGAGAAAGUAUUCGUUCUAGUAAUAUGGAGAGAGAGAUAGAACUUUAGAUAUUUAUAUUAAUUAAUUACUUGAUACCAGUGCCAUUAAGAAUGAUAAGGUUUAAUCGAAAUAUUUGAAUGAAUGUAUACAUUGAAUGUAAUUUAUACGUCUUCCUUGUACUUUUAGCUGUAAGGUAACGA